AGAGUUUUAUUUGACUGUUUUCGAGUAGUUUUCUAUGGUUCCGUUUGUUAUUGUAUUUUUGAAGGUUAGGUUGUUUUUCAAUCAACAAAUUUUCAUGUCCCAGAAGUAAAAACUUGAAAUUACGAAAUGUUUGAAGAUGACAUCGACAUAGACGAAAUUUUAGAGACCUCAGACUGUACUAAAUCCUCUUUGAAAAGACAGAGUUCCGGUUUUCAUGACGAAAAUACCAAUAAAAAACUUAGAACUGAUAGGAAUGAAAUCAAUGAAGGUACAUCUAGUGUUAAGAAAGUAUUCCGCUUCAAAAAGAAAGAAACUGUACCACCUGUUGCGUUAUCUGGAGUACUCAAACUCGAUGUGAAUACCGAACAUUCUGCUAAAAUAACAAACGAUUGUGAACCUAUAGAAGAACCCCCUUUGUUACCAAAGAACGAACUUAAUUCAUCCUACACCAAAAACUGUGACCAAAUUCCAAGAAGGAACAAUGAAACAGUCAAUUGUAGUCGGAAAAAUGUUGAUGAAGAUGUAAGAGAAUGUUCAGAGUCUAGAAUUCAAAGUGAUAGAAGUAUUAUGAAACGUAGGUUUCCAGGUCCUGCAGGGCUCCUUCCAGAAAGAAGCCUAAGCAAUAUUGUUUCAGAAAGCACUAUCAAAUGUUCAAGAAUAGAAAGAAAGGAUGAUGUAUGUUCCCAGGAUACUUUCACUCCUUUCAGUGAAGAAAUAUGGGAGAAGAUGGUGUUAGAUUUUAAAACAGAUGAGUUUUCAUUACCAGAAAAAUAUAGUAUUCAGUGGAUCAGAAGCAGGACACUUUCGAAAAAACUGAUCAAUCAGAAAGCCCCUUUCUUAGCAGCUUUCAUAGAUAAUAUCAGGAGUCAUAGUAUACAAAACCCUAUCGUUAAUCUCGUUUUGAAGGAUAAAACAGGAACCAUACAAGGCACAAUUUUACAUAACUUAUAUGAAGAACAUUCGGGAUGUCUUACUAUUGGCUCUGUUAUAGUAUUGAAAGAUAUAGGAGUACUGAAUACGGGACCAAACGAAGAACCAUAUUUAACAAUAACAAAAAAUAACUUGGUAUCAAUUUAUUCCAACAAAAAGAGAACAAGUGAUGGUUCAAGUCAAGUAGAUCGUGAAAUAUUAAAGACUGUGUUACAAAAUUUACCAGCAAAUGAAAUUUUAAAUAGGAUAAAAGAGACUAAGAGACUUCAGAACAUGAAGCUAGUAAAUGGGUGUAAAACUAUGCAGGCGAUAUCCUUGAAGAACUCAGAAUUGCGAGGGCCUACGAAUUUGAGUGAUUCCUUCAGAAAAGUGGUACAAAAUGUUAAAUCCAGUAGUUGUUCCGAAACUCCGAAUCUGAGCGUGUUGAGAAUUAAAUCAAUCGGAAGUGAUAAAUCGAUAAAGUCAAAGGAAAAUGUUUCAAAUUGUAGAAGUUCUAAAGAAAAUGAAAACAUCAAUGAGCUUAUGAACUUUUUCGAUAGCCAAGAGGGUAUUGAAGAAUUUUUCAAUGAGGAACCAAACUACUGCAGCACGCAGAAGGAAAAUGUGAAUAAAUGUAGUAAGGAAGUUGAGGUGGCCAGUUGUAGCAGUGAAAAUCAAGAAAAUAGUAAAAUAUUUGAGGAUGUCUUUGAUGGUGUGGAUGCCAGUGCUCUGUUUGAUGAAUUCUGAUCUGUACAUAAACCAGCUCAUUUAUU
Coccinella septempunctata (seven-spotted ladybird) is the source of this 1682-nucleotide messenger RNA. RefSeq lists its product as uncharacterized. Gene Ontology annotation, biological process: recombinational repair. The transcript has 4 exons. The coding region runs from base 127 to 1656 and encodes 509 amino acids. Lineage: Eukaryota; Metazoa; Arthropoda; Insecta; Coleoptera; Coccinellidae. The record is from RefSeq and is a predicted model, not a curated record.